Messenger RNA from Tetrahymena thermophila SB210, 1386 nucleotides. RefSeq names its product tetratricopeptide repeat protein. The transcript has a single exon. The record is from RefSeq and is a predicted model, not a curated record. NCBI's taxonomy places the organism in Eukaryota, Ciliophora, Oligohymenophorea, Hymenostomatida, Tetrahymenidae. Gene Ontology annotation, molecular function: protein binding.
AUGUUUGCUCUAAAAAAUGUCAACUCACUCAUGAUGAUGAGAUUAAAUACUAAGUACUUAUUAAAAAAUAGGUUUUUCUGUUCAGUUUAGCAAGAUCCAAACUAUAUUUUCACUACUGCUUAUUGCCAUUUUAGAUAGGAGAACUAUUCAAAGACUUUAGAAAAAUUAAACCAAAUUUAAGCAGGCAAUUCUACUGAUUUGAAUUACCUUAAACUUCUAGCCAAAGCAUACAUUUAGCAAACAGAGUAUGAGAAAGGUUUAAAAACAUUAGAAAAGAUUAUUUAGAUAUAACCUGGUGAUAUUGAAACAAAUAUUUUGAUAAUGGAAAUUUUGGAACAGCUAGAAGAUGAUGUAGAUGAUUAAAUUGAUAAAAUAUAACAGAGAAUUAUUGAACACAAUUAAGAAGACGAAGGAUAAAUAGUAGCCUUUGCUUUAAUGAGUUUGAUGGAAGAAGAUUAAAUCAAUAUGAUUCCAAAUAUCUUAGCUAACACUUCUUCUUUCUAAAAUGAGGCUAAUAGAUUCUUAGCUUACACAAUAUUAAAGGAUAUUUAUAUUCGUAGCAAUUAGAUUGACGCAGGUAUCAAAAUGUUAGAAGAAGCUAAACAAAAUUGCCCUUCUCAUCUUAAAGAUAUAUACUUUGAAUUAGCUAGAUUCUAUAAUUUAAAAGGUGAUCAAUAAAAAGAAUUAGAAGCCUUAGAAAAUUGCUUAGAAUAAAAUUAAGACUAAUUUGAUGUGCUUGUAGAACUUGGAUAUUUAUAUUUUACAAAAGGAAAUGUAGAAAAAAGCCAAGAAUAUCUUAAAAAAGCAGAGUAAAUUGAAAACUCUCACUGCAAAAAAUUCUUUUACGAAGCUAAAAUGUUAUAAGUUUAAAAUAAAUUAGACGAAGCUUAAAAAUUAUUGGAAAAGUGUCUUGAAUUCGAUGUAGCUAAUCUCUCGCCAUUAGUUUAUAAUUAAAUAGGUGUUAUUUACUUGUAAAAAGGAGAUAUUGCAAAAGCUUAAGAGAUAUUUUUUAAGGCGUUAGAAAUUAACAACGAGGAAGCAUAAAUUUACUUCAAUAUUGCUGUGUCAUACAACCUCUCUAAAAAUAUAGAAUAAGCCAUUAAUUACUAUGAAAAAGGUCUUGUCCUUUAACCAAAAAAUAGCUCCGCUAUUUUAUAAAAAGGUAUUUUAUAAAUCAAACAAAAGUAUUAUAAAGAAGCAAUAGAUACAUUCAUUAAUGCUCUUAAAGAAGCACCAGAAAACACAGAUUUUCUAUAUAAUUUAGCCAAAGUUUAUAAAUUAACUUAUGAUAAAUCAAAAGCCAUGGAACUUUGUAAAAAGGUCCUUUCAAUCAAUCCAAAUCAUAAAGAAGCUACUGAUUUACUAAACUCUUACAAAAAUAAUUGA